This is a messenger RNA of Xenia sp. Carnegie-2017, 2167 nucleotides long. RefSeq lists its product as uncharacterized. The transcript has 5 exons. The coding region runs from base 123 to 1601 and encodes 492 amino acids. NCBI's taxonomy places the organism in Eukaryota, Metazoa, Cnidaria, Anthozoa, Malacalcyonacea, Xeniidae. The record is from RefSeq and is a predicted model, not a curated record.
CAAAAAUAUCUCAAACAUGGCUACAAUAAAUGUUUCGCAUUUUUUCAAUUUUUAUUUCUUCACGAAGACUUUAGGAGAUAUACUCAUUAGCUGUGUUAUGUGAAUUUCAUGUAUUAAAGAAAAUGGCUGCGUUAUUGUCCAACCGGAAAACUGUGUGGUUUUCAUCCAGUGUACCUCGGGCUAAAGUCAAUGAAUGGGAUGGUGAUGUUGUUGACAAUCCAUUUGAGGCCCAGUAUUUAUUUGCAGAUAAUGAGGAUGCUUCUGAUGUUGAAAAGAUCUUCACAUCCAAAGAAUUCCUCACUGGAAAAUUGACCAUAUUUCACUGGAGUUUACUCGAUCAUUUUGGUUCACCCAAACACUUUUCUUGCAAAGACUUGAAAAAUCUUGUGAUUUUUCCCUGGAAAGAACUAGAAGAUCUUGGCAUGGCAGCGAACCAGCCUGAACAAACAAAUGAGUUCUCUGAUUGCGAUAUGGAUGAUGGUGAUUUUUCAGAAGCGAAUGAAAACCAACAGAAAGAACAUGGAAAAGAUGUGGAAGUUCUUGUAAAAAAUGACUGCGUGUCAAGUGAACGCCAUGUUAAAAGAGUAGAUGGUUCGUGUGCUUGGAAAAGGCUCGACGAUGGAUUAAGAAAGCUUGAACAUGAUCGGCAUACUGGUUACGAGAGAAAAUCGAAGAAAUCGUGCAAAGGGAAGAACGAUGGUGAUGGUGUUGGUGUUGCCAAUGGCAACGAUAAGAGAUUUAAUGAGGAAAGCCAUGCUUUGAUUGGAGAAUCAGGGAAGUGCAAAGAAAAGAACAAUGGGGACAGUGUUGACGACAAAAACCAGAAUGAAAAGUGUUCUGAUGAGGAAAGCCAUGCUUUGAUUGGAGAAUCAGGAAAGUGCAAAGAAAAGAACAACGGGGACAGUGUUGACCACACAAACAAGAACGAAAAAUGUUCUGAUGAGGAAAGCCAUGCUUUGAUUGGAGAAUCAGGAAAGUGCGAAGAAAAGAACAAUGGGGACAGUGUUGACCACAAAAACAAGAACGAAAAAUGUUCUGAUGAGGAAAGCCAUGCUUUGAUUGGACAAUCAGGAAAGUGCAAAGAAAAGAACAAAGUGGACACUUUUGAAGACACGAACGACAGCAAAAAGAGUUCUGAUGAAAGCACGGAUGCAAACUCAGUGCAGAAGAAAAAGCACGGAUCAAAUCAAGAAUUGAGGAGAUACGAGCUGCAUCGUCACAGGAAACGUAAGAGCUUACAAUUUAAAGUGCUGCGAAGACGGGAUUGUGCCAUUUCAAGCUCCGAAGAGGAUAAAGAACCACGAAAAGAGAGAAAGAGUAAAGCAAAGAAAAAACAACCUCUAUUGCAAAGCAAUCAUCGUAAUGGGUGUCAUAAUUCAACAGACGUUUACCCAUCGACAACUGACGUCACCUCUCCAAACCAAAGUUCUCCGACGAAGGGGAAGAAAAACAACAAUCGUACCUGUAAUAUAUUCUGCAACAGCUUAAAUUUCGAUAUAACCCAUCUGGAUGACGUCAUUGUACCACGUGUUGAGUUGGUAGAUUUCAUACCGUGUAUGGAUGGUUGUUAUGUAACCAAGAAGCCGCUAAAACGUCAAUAAAGAUAAGUUGCACGAUGUGGCUGUAUUCAGAGUUGUUAUACGCUCUGUAGUUUCUGUGAAGUUAUGUUUUAUACAUGGAUAUUGGUUCUUUAUGCUUAAUGCAUCAGUUGUAGGAAAAGACCGAACGGUUCUGGAGCCGGUUGCACGAAACCCUGAUUGCGUUAUCCAUUGGAUGAUAAAUUUUCAAACUUGUGAAAAAGAUGGUUGUAUUUUCUUUACGAUAAUGAAACCUCUAGAACUAAUGUUGUUAUUCAUUCUUUGUCCAGUUCAAAUCGUAGAUUUUUCUCUUUUAAGCGAUUUUUGAAGCAUUUAAAAUAUUGCUAUCUAGUGGAUAGCGCUAUUCGGCUUUUGUGCAACCCGCCCCCUGUUGUUUAAUAUUCUCAAUCAAAUUAAAUCUCAUCGUUUGUAUUAUAUUCGGUUUGUAAAAAAGCGACAUUACGUGUUCCCCUAUAGAACUUGAAGAAUAAGACUUCGUUCCCACCCAAGGUUGCUUCCUUUUUUCAUGAUAAUAUAAGUAGCUAGCUUUUGGGAGUAGAUAUCAUUUACAACUUAUGUUGUGUGAAAAA